UUGUGUUGUUUAAACUAACAAUUCCUCUACAAAGUUUUUAUAUCAAAUUGGAACAUUCAGAAACAUUCAUCACGUAUACAAAGAUGAGGAUCAGCCCUUUGGAAUUAUAUAACACGGACGUUGUAAAAAAUAGCCAGUAUAAACAUGCUCCAAAGCCAAGUGGUUUUACAACAUGGAAGGAUUAUUGGAAAUAUUAUUCAGGGGAAGAGUGGCCAGAAAAGUGCCGUUUUCGUGGUUGUGGUAAAAACACAGACGGGAGUGCUCAUGUCAUUAUAAAUGAUGAUGAAGCUACUGAUUAUAUAAUUCCAAUGUGCAGAUACCACCUCAGUCCUGGAUUUACAGAAAACUUUUCUGUAAACUAUGGCACUAUUGCUGUUCCUAUUGAAAGUAUUGACGAGUUGCCCUUAGAUGCUGGAAUUCGAGUGAAAAAUGUCCCAAACACUGGCAAUUCUUCACCACCAGAGGGUUUUAGAUCGUGGAAACAAUUCUAUAAAAAAUAUCGACGCAGGCGUAGCUGGCCGAGCACUUGUCGCAUCGAAGAUUGUUACGAACAUGCAGCAGGUGGAGCGCAUGUGUACGUAGAAGACACAAAUAGAGUCUAUAUUUUACCAAUGUGUGGAACGCACAAUACCGCUCACGUCACUGAUUGGUUUCCGGUGAAAGAAGACUCGAUGGCUCUGCGAGACGUUACCAGACCAGAUCUGGAAAAGGUCGUAAGACGACCUAAACCUGAACCAAUACGACAACCAGCUCCUGCUUUUGUACCAGCUCCGGCACGUGUAUCACCAGCUCCUGCACAUGUACCACCAGCUCCUAAAAGUUCGUCGCACAAUGUAACAAUAUAUGACUCCAAGCCUGUUUCUAAAAAGAGAAACAGGUGCAUGUGUAUCAUAGUGUAGAUCAAAGUAUAUUAUAACCGUGCUGCUCGAAAUAUCCUGCUUUCAAAAUCCUCGCCAUCGUUCUAGUGCGGUACAGAUAAUGUUUUUCAAAAUGACUUCUGCAUAUUACUAGCACACUGCUCGAUUUAUUGCGUCGGCAAAUUUUUCAACCAAAGCUGCUCAAAUCUAGUUAUUCUGCCCCCCUGGUUUAAAUAUGGUAAAUAUUAAAAUCAGGUGGGGCUGUCUAUAGGCAUUCAACCGAAUCUGAUGAUAAUAAAAUACAAGAUCUGGAUUCUGGUCAUAUGCACUGACCAUAUUUAUGGAACGUCUUCGACCCCGCAUUGAAGCGGUUUUCCACCAGGCAGUUUUUGAUCAAACGAAAUUGUUCACUUGAUUUCCUUUUGAGUUACGACAGGUUUGGAAAAAUCCGGUACACUCGAACUCUCACAUUUAUUUAAAAAGGAAAUCAAGCGAAAUAUUUCAUUCAAUCAAGUACACGGUCAAGUGAAAGACCGCCUUUAAAGGUGGCCUUGAAUAUUUGAGCGGUCGAUCAUGAAUUUAAUGAUCAAGGACCCGUGUCUAAAUUAUAAUUAUAUAUCAAACUCAUAUAAUAGGACAGAAUUAUCUUCAUAACUUAUCUAUUGAAUGGCUCAUUUAAGGCUGGUUUUCAUUUUACAUAAUUCGUUGUGUUAUGCGAAAUUCAACAUAUACGAAAACCGCGAACUACAACAUAUCAACAAAACGAUUACUUCACAAUUCACAUGACUUCUUUAUCCUCAGCGUUUGCGCGCGUCACGAUGUACUAUAUAUUUUUCAUUUUUAUCAAUA
This is a messenger RNA of Dendronephthya gigantea, 1706 nucleotides long. RefSeq lists its product as uncharacterized. The record is from RefSeq and is a predicted model, not a curated record. The transcript is spliced from 3 exons. The coding region runs from base 84 to 899 and encodes 271 amino acids. Lineage: Eukaryota; Metazoa; Cnidaria; Anthozoa; Malacalcyonacea; Nephtheidae.